Terrapene triunguis (Three-toed box turtle) is the source of this 1401-nucleotide messenger RNA. It is a transcript of the gene CRADD, whose product is annotated as CASP2 and RIPK1 domain containing adaptor with death domain. Gene Ontology annotation, biological process: regulation of apoptotic process; signal transduction. The coding region runs from base 182 to 781 and encodes 199 amino acids. The transcript is spliced from 4 exons. The record is from RefSeq and is a predicted model, not a curated record. Lineage: Eukaryota; Metazoa; Chordata; Testudines; Emydidae. Gene Ontology annotation, molecular function: protease binding; death domain binding.
CUUUUGCCUUCAACAAAGAUGGUGCCUCCAGCCCCGGGCCGGGAGCGUGUAUAAUCCCCGGCUUUCCGGCUCUUUAUGACACGAUCACUUUAUGCAAGAGGAAUAAUGAGGAGAGGGAGGAACCCUAAAUCUUACCUGCUGGAUUAGAUGAGCUACAGAAAAUACUAGACCUGCAGUGUCAAUGGAUGCCAGAGACAAGCAGGUUCUGCGUUCCCUGCGGCUGGUGCUCUGCUCAGAGGUGCUGGUGGAGGGGCUCAUCAUUCAGUACCUCUACCAGGAAGGCAUUCUAACAGAAAACCACCUUCAAGAAAUAAAGUCCCAAGCCACCAAUCACAGAAAAACCAUGAUGCUUCUAGAUAUCCUUCCUACCAGAGGACCCAAGGCCUUUCAGACUUUCUUAGAUUCCUUACAGGAGUUUCCAUGGGUGAGAGACAACUUGGAGAGAAAACGUAAGGAAACGAUGGCAGAGGAUCCUGUAGAUGACGGGUUAACUGGAAUUCCACCAGACGUUUUGAAGAACCCACCAACAGAUCAGCAGAUUAACAAACUUGCCAGGAGUCUGGGGCCUGAGUGGGAGCAUAUUGUACUGUAUCUGGGUUUGUCACAGAAUGACAUCUACAGAUGUAAAGUCAAUCACCCUCACAAUGUGCAGUCACAGAUUGUGGCUGCAUUUGUCCUUUGGAGACAGCGUUUUGGAAUCAAAGCAACAAUCCAAAGUCUGCACACCAGUCUGAUGGCCGGAGAAGUGGAUCCUUCUGUGAUCCAGCAUAUGCUUGAGUGAAGUCUUGUUAUCGAUUGGUGGCUCUUGAGUUUUUUGCUAAAUGAAAUACAUUGGAUUCACUGAAUCACUUAUCAGUGUUCUGAUGUCUCUUAAUUAGAAAGCGAGGAAAUGGCAGACAAGCAGCUUGGUAAUUUUAUUACUCUGUGCUUCCUUGUAGCUUUCAGUUCUCUGUGGGAGGUUUUGACGUCUCUUAUAAUUACAUGUAUGCCAGAUUAUUUUUUAACAGGCUUUAAGAAAUUAUCGUUCUUUUUGUUCAUUUUUAUACUUCUUCCAAAUGUUAUAUAGUUAAGAAGGCGUUGACGCUUAAAGUUUGCUAGAGUCUUUGCAAGCAGUGAGCCACAUCCUGAGAGGUGCUGAGCUAAUAGUAAUGGGAGGUUGUUGGGCUCAGCAUUUCCCUUAGGACUUUGCCCAUUGUUAUUGUAUUAUGUAAGAAUACUCUAAGGCAGGAGUAGGCAAACUACGGCCUGAUCCGGCCUGCCAGCCAUUUUAAUCCGGCCCUCGAGCUCCUGCUGGGGAGUGGGGUCUGGGACUUGUCCCAGUCCAGCACUCCAGUUGUGGAGCAGGGUUGGGGGCCGCUCUGCGCGGCUCCCAGAAGCAGCAGCAUGGCCUCCCUCCGGCUC